Gopherus flavomarginatus (Mexican gopher tortoise) is the source of this 1678-nucleotide messenger RNA. RefSeq names its product DLA class II histocompatibility antigen, DR-1 beta chain-like. The coding region runs from base 264 to 1019 and encodes 251 amino acids. Gene Ontology annotation, molecular function: MHC class II protein complex binding. Gene Ontology annotation, cellular component: MHC class II protein complex; membrane. The record is from RefSeq and is a predicted model, not a curated record. Gene Ontology annotation, biological process: immune response; peptide antigen assembly with MHC class II protein complex; positive regulation of T cell activation. NCBI's taxonomy places the organism in Eukaryota, Metazoa, Chordata, Testudines, Testudinidae. The transcript is spliced from 5 exons.
GGCUGGGGUCUCUGGUCCUCUCUGGGCUCCCACUACAGGGAAGGGAGGUAUAAACCAGCAACUAGGGAAUGGGGCCUCAUCUCUCUGGCUGUCAGCAGUUAUUGCCUGCCUGUCCCCACAGCUUCCAUAUCUCCAGUAGGAAGGACUGGAUUCUUCCCUCUUUCAUAAAAACAUAAGAAUGGCCAUACUGGGUCAGACCAAAGGUCCGUCUAGCCCAGUAUCCUGUAUUUCGACAGGGGCCAGUACCAGGUGCUUCGGAGGGAAUGAACAGAUCAGAGCAUUUCCUGCUGCAGGAGAAGUCUGAGUGUCACUACACCAAUGGCAUGCAGCAGGUGAGGUAUCUGAAAAGACUGAUCUGGGGCCAGCAGGAGAUCUGUUACUAUGACAGUGACUUGGGCUUCUCGGUGGCCCGCACGGAACUGGGUCGGCCGAUCGCGGAGUAUUGGAACCGGCUGGAGUGGCUGAACUACUUGUGGGCUUCAGUGGAGAAGUUCUGCAGUUAUAACCACAGGAGAUUUGAGAACAUCACUGUGGGUAGGCAAGUUAAGCCCAGAGUGAAAAUUUCUACCCUGAAAGCAGAGUCUUCCCACCACCCCAGCUUGCUGGUUUGCUCUGCAACAGGGUUUUAUCCUUCUGAGAUAGCGACCAAGUGGUUCAAAAAUGGGCAGGAGGAGACAGCUGGAGUUGUAUCCAGGGAGCUGCUACAUAAUGGAGACUGGACCUUCCAGAUCCAGGUGACGCUGGAAACAAAACCAAGGUGGGGAGAUGUCUACACCUGCCAAGUGGAGCACGUCAGCCUGCAAACGCCCAUCACCAUGCAGUGGGUGGCACAGCCUGACUCUGCCAAGAGCAAGAUGUUCGUUGGAAUUGGGGGCUUCGUACUGGGGUUGAUCUUCAUGGUGCUGGGACUUCUUGUCUACCAGAAGAAUAAGAAAGGGUACCUGUGCUUGGACACUGCAGACUCUCAGGCUGCUGGGAGUGACAGGGGCAGCACUACAAACUUACUGCUCUGUGCCUAAAUCCAUCCAAGUUCUGCGAAGGGCCAUCUCUAAAUCUUCCCUUAACUCUCUGCAUUCACGCAUGUGCUAUUACUCUUUCCCUUCCCCUCGCUAGCUGUUCUUGAUGUAUUCUUGCUCAGGUCAAUACUGUGCUGCCUCCGGCAGAGGGAAUCAUCACUUUCCCUCAGUCCUAGCAGGUUCCCCUCCUGCCAACUUUUCCGGCUGCCCCGCCCCAGAUUUAACUGCUCUGCAGUUAAAGAACCAAAGUCUUGUAGAUCUGAGAUUGUCCCCCAGGGGCUGAUUUCAUGCAAGCUGUUGACUUGCGGACUCUCCAGUGGAAGAGGAGGGAAGGAUCCAGCUGUCAUAUGGAGUUGAGGAUGGAUGUCCAGCUACUCCAAGUGCAGCACAUACCCAGACAGAAAAGAGGGGAAUAAAUAAUAAUGUUUCUAACUAAUGCUUUGCACUUCGAGAAAUUUUAUCUAAGGGUCUGAAAGGAUUUUAAUAACUGUGAGUUAAUUAAAAGUUCUAAUUAACCUGGAGUUAAUCUUUAAUUUCAUGUGUUUGGUAACUUUCUGAAACAGAUCUGAAGAAGUGAGGCUUUUUACUCACGAAAGCUUAUGCCCAAAUAAAUCUGUUAGUCUUUAAGGUGUCACCAGACUUCUUCUUGUUUUUGUGGAUAC